This is a messenger RNA of Ostertagia ostertagi, 549 nucleotides long. The record is from the annotation of a GenBank genome assembly. NCBI's taxonomy places the organism in Eukaryota, Metazoa, Nematoda, Chromadorea, Rhabditida, Trichostrongylidae.
AUGGCGAAGGAACAGAACAUAGUGUUGUUGAUGUCUCUAGCAUCAGCUGGGUACAUCGAAGUGGGGUACGCACGCAGACUUGUGGAGCCAGCCACGUUACGAAGAGUAUAUUUAUGUGACGAACAUGUCGUGCAAGCGGCUAAAUAUAUAUCCGUGGAAAUGGCAGUGGAAGGCAAGGGUAUCGCUCAGUAUGAUGAUCCGUGGUUACCUGGACCCAAGGUGUGUGUAACGAAUGGCGACAUUCCACAGCACGUAGUCAAUGCCUUCAACGCUAUGGCAAGAGGUAUUGCUAGCAUUACGGCUCGUGAUGUCAGCAGGUUCAUGAACGACGCGCUGAAACGUUACUACUCAACAACAAUAUGGCGAGAAACAAAGCAGAUCUGCGGGACUCAUGGCGCAGUCCAAGAAUCUGCAGCUGGAAAUAAGUCGUGGAGAGCAGAUGAGAAGGAAUGGUUGGAGGAAGCUGCACCCAAUGGAACCGUCGGCAAAUCCUUGGCCUGUUCUGAGCCGAUUGUAAACGAACAGAUGGAUACUUCGGGAUGGAGUUGA